Neolamprologus brichardi is the source of this 2951-nucleotide messenger RNA. The record is from RefSeq and is a predicted model, not a curated record. Lineage: Eukaryota; Metazoa; Chordata; Actinopteri; Cichliformes; Cichlidae.
AAUUAGGCUACACUUAUUGUGAAAAAUGUAACCGGAAGUAACUUCUACUUUCAUUUAGUCCAUCUGGCGACGACAUGUGAGUUGACUUGAACAGGAAGAGGAAAAAACGGCUACAGACGUACCGGGUCGAGUGAAAGGCAGGGUGGAACAGGACCUUUGAAGAAGCUAAGCCAGUCUGCUGAGACGUUUCUAACAGCAAGGAGAGUUUGUUCGAGCCGAUACAGGAUGUCCGGGCAGAGCAUCACCGACAGGAUCACGGCCGCUCAGCACAGCGUCACCGGCUCGGCGAUUUCCAAAACUGUCUGCAAGGCAACCACUCAUGAAAUUAUGGGGCCGAAGAAGAAACACUUGAACUACUUGAUCCAGUGCACCAACGAGAUGAACGUGAACAUCCCUCAGCUGGCUGAUACCCUGUUUGAGCGGACUGCCAGCACCAGCUGGGUGGUUGUCUUCAAGUCUCUCACCACCACACACCAUCUGAUGGUCUAUGGCAAUGAGAGAUUUAUACAAUAUCUGGCUUCAAGAAACACACUUUUUAACCUCAGCAACUUUUUGGACAGAAGUGGCCUUCAAGGCUACGAUAUGUCGACGUUCAUCAGGAGGUACAGCCGCUACCUGAACGAGAAGGCUGUGUCCUACAGACAGGUCGCAUUUGACUUCACUAAAGUGAAAAGAGGAACAACGAGGCGACUGCUGAAGGUCACAGCUGCUGCCAAAAAGCCACCAAAGGCAGAUUACAGUGUCAACGCCAAUGAACUGACAAACGGUGUGAUCAACGCAGCCUUCAUGCUUCUGUUUAAAGAUGCGAUCCGGCUGUUUGCGGCCUACAACGAGAGCAUAAUCAACCUGCUGGAGAAAUACUUUGACAUGAAAAAAGUUCAAUGCAAAGAAGGACUGGACCUCUACAAGAAGUUUCUAACACGAAUGACAAGAAUCUCCGAGUUCCUCAAAGUUGCAGAGCAAGUUGGAAUUGAUCGAGGAGAUAUCCCAGACCUGUCUCAGGUGAGCCUUCACACAAACACAGUCGUUUACCUCAACUCUCACUUCCUGGUACCAAACAUGGACCGGUGCCGGCCCGGGGCUCGGGGACCGCUGCUGUUGGAGAUGCCUGGAGCGGCUGCUUGGUGCUCUCACUGUUCUUUCAUUGAUGUAUUUUUCCUGAUCUCAUAUCUUCUUCAUCUUCUCUUAUUGCAUGUGUGCUGCUGCUGCUGUGAGUCAGACUCUUUCUGUGGGCCGUGCCCGUCCAGCACCGCUGCUCUGUUCCACUCUGAGCCUGCUGCAGCUGGUCUGUUCACAGGCUUUACGGCCUCCCCGGCUCCUCAGCAGCCACAGAAGCUGCGAGGCAUCAAUGCAGAAUUUGACUCCGUGUUUGGCAACAACACUAAUGCCAACAACCUGGAUUCCACAGAUGUUUUAGGUGGCAUCCUCAAACCUACAGUGGUAUCCUCACCACAUCAGCGCAUGGCUUUAAACGGCCAGCAGCCCCACCCCAAGCUGGUAUGUGAUGAUCUGGAUUCGUCGCUCGCUAAUCUUGUUGGCAAUCUUGGAAUUGGGAACGGCAGAGCGAAGAACGAUCUUCACUGGAAUCAGUCGGAUGAGAAGAAGCUGACUGGAGGAACUAACUGGCUGCCCAACACAGCUCCUUCCACCACCUGGAACCCUGCAACCAUGGCGCCAUCUGCUGUGGCGUUCCCUGCAGCCACACCAGCGGGCAUGUUGGCAUACGCAAUGCCUCCCCGAAUGGGCUCCAUGAUGAUCACACAGCCUGCUAUGAUGUAUACUCAGCCUGUGAUGAGGUCACCCAACCCCUUUGGGCCCAAUCCUGGUGCUCAGACUGAAUCACUUCAGUGACUGACGCUCAGCAUGCUGCAUGGCUGUAUUUUCAUUAAGUUAUUGAUGCAGUUCAUGUAACCAGCCAGAGGGGGCGUCGUUCACAUCUGAGGAUGAUUCACAGCAAACUUCCUGUUUGCUUCUAAUGAACUCGCCUCUCUGAGAACGAACGGCUCAGAAAAAGACGUCUUGAAUAAGAUCUCAGUGACUUGGAGUGGCUGUUGUGCCUCUCUGAUUAAAUCCAAGUCGUAAAAGGAGAGAAUCGUGCUUGCUGCCAUUUCAAACCAUGCAAACAGGACAUUUCCUGACUAUGUCUUUGAUUAAGAGAAACUCAACCUCCAUAGGAAGAGCUUUUUGAUAUCACUGCUUUAUCUGGCGGGGAAAAUCACGCUGCUUUGUGGCCACGCCUCCUGCUGUUUGAUUUGUCUGUUUCGUUCUCCUGUCCAGGCGAGGCUGGGAGAGUCGAUUCUUUCAAUGAUUGUUUAUGAUUAACCUCUUUAAGCAUCCUCAUGUUAGCAAAACAAGCAAACUCCUGUUAUGAUAUCUUGUUUGCAGUAGUUUGUGUGUUGUUUGUAUUUAUUUAUAAUUCCCACAGACUGAGUAAAAACAAAAACUGCUCUCUGACCUGUUAGGGAGCGUCUUCAGGUUCAUCAUUAUUCUUGAUUGGAUUUUGUGUGAUUGAGAUUAUUUAAAAAACAAAAGAAGUUAAUAUAAAGAGAUGUUUGAUGUCACUAAAUCGUCUUUGUAUUCUGGUUGUGUGGCUCAGAAACACUGAGAUGUUAACGUGAUCAUUCAUUAGUACCAGCAAACCACUGGACUCAGUUUCUAUGAGUCUGCUGUUUGACCAUCAUUCUGCAUGUAGUCAUCAGGACAGUGUUGCACUGAAUACUCAUUUAUGCUUUUGAUGCUUGACAUUUACUCUUACAGGUGUGUGUGUGUGUGGGGGGCAGGUGGGUGUGUGUGGGUGGGUGUGGGUAGAGACAGAGUAGCUGUUGAUCAGUGCUCUGUGUAUGUAGACGUCGUGCUGCCAGUCACAGGAUGGGUGGUUGCAGGUAUGAAAGACUGUUUAAACAUGACUGCAUUAGCUUUGUCACUCAGAUUAUAAAGUACAUAUUUCCACA